UCAGUUUUAAUUUUUUUAAUUAAAAAAAUAAUGGUCCAAUCUGAAAGUGUCAAAAAGAAAGAAGAUGUUGUUUUUGGCAAGGGAGAUUUUGUUCUUUACAAAAAUAAUUCUAGCGAGAAAAGACAAGGACAUCAGGGAAAAACAUUUAUGAGAAAGAAAGUGGCUGAAGCAAAAGGUCAAGAGCCUGCUACAAUUUGUAUUGGCAAUAAUAAUAACAACAACAGUCAAAGAAAGCGUGUCGGAUCACAAUUGAGCACAACUAGUGGCAUUGAUGGAGGUAAAUAA
Molecule: messenger RNA, 285 nt
Organism: Meloidogyne enterolobii
Lineage: Eukaryota; Metazoa; Nematoda; Chromadorea; Rhabditida; Meloidogynidae
Source: the annotation of a GenBank genome assembly